This is a messenger RNA of Episyrphus balteatus (marmalade hoverfly), 838 nucleotides long. RefSeq lists its product as uncharacterized. The transcript has 3 exons. Lineage: Eukaryota; Metazoa; Arthropoda; Insecta; Diptera; Syrphidae. Gene Ontology annotation, cellular component: mitochondrial large ribosomal subunit. The record is from RefSeq and is a predicted model, not a curated record. Bases 128 to 583 code for a protein of 151 amino acids.
CCCCAAAAAAGAACGUCAAUUUUUCUACGCAUGUCAGAAGAAAAAAAAAAAACCAAAAUACGAAUGAAAAAUAUAUAACCAAUUUAAUUUUUCGUGUACAAAAAGAAACCAAUUGCAAGGAACAAAAAUGUCUAUUCAUUACAGUGGAGCACUUCGCAGGUCAAAUGGAGUAGUAGCUGCCAUUGCCAAACAACUCAAAAGUGUUAAUCUAAAGGCUGUCAAUCGUAUUACCGUCUCAUUUAAUCCUUUUAAUGAAAACGCCAAAUCAACUAGGGAACUCCUAGUUCAUCUGACGUCACCCAAAAUCAUCAAGACUAACCCAAAUUGUAUCGUUAAACCAGAAGUUCUUUGCAAUUUACAACCAGCUGAAGUAAAAUUCUCAUUAAUUGAUCCAGUCAAAGAACAAACAAAAUUAAAGGAAAUUCGUUUUAUAAGUGACAAUCUAACAACUUUAGAGCUUCUGCAACUUUGUAAUAAACACAUUACCCCACUAGCUCCAAAGGAAGACGUCACAGCAACUCCUUUGCAAACAAAAUCUUCCAAAGCAGCUGGUUCAUCGAGGAAAGUUAUAAAAAGGAAGUGAAGAAGAGUUACAAAACUCAAUAAGCAAUAUGGUUAAGACUCGUGGAACUUUAGCUGUUAUUGAACAGAUUUACCAUGAUAUUCCAGCAUUCACAGAUGUCUUCACCGAGGAAUCAUUUUAUUUCUUUGCUUUUUGUUUUGUUUGUGCAACAAUUAUUGUUGCCUUUGCUUUAUCUAGAUUUAUAACUAUUAAGCCAGUAGACUUGUAAGUUUUGUUGAAAAUAAUGAAGUCUAAAUAAAUGGCAUUCAUUUCGGA